Molecule: messenger RNA, 6737 nt
Organism: Zonotrichia leucophrys gambelii
Lineage: Eukaryota; Metazoa; Chordata; Aves; Passeriformes; Passerellidae
Gene: KBTBD11
Product: kelch repeat and BTB domain containing 11
Exons: 4
Coding region: 715-2481 (588 amino acids)
Molecular function (GO): protein binding
Source: RefSeq, a predicted model, not a curated record
GGGAGUUUCCCCUCAGCGCGGGCAGGUGGGGCCGCUCCGCCGCCCGCCCCGCCUCAGCCCCGCGGGGCAGCGCGGGCAGCUCACGGCUCGGCCGCUGCCCCUCGCCGGCAGCCGCCGCCAGCAGCAACAGGUCCGUGCCCGCUCCUCCCUCCGCCUGCCAGGCGAACAAAGGGGCCGAGUGCGGCCCCGCGCCCGCCCGGCCCCUCCGCCAGCCCGGCCCCUGCGCUUCAGCCAUUUGCCUCGCCUGGCACCGCGGCGCCGCUCGCCGCCGCCUCCCGCUCCGCCGCCUGGGCCGGGCGGCGCGGCCGCUGCGCUGCGGGAGCUGCCCCGGAGCGGCGCGGGGCUCGUCGGCCGAAAGGUGAGCGGGGAGGCAGCGCGACGGGAGCGGGGAGGGCUGCUGCUGGUGUCUGCCGAUAUCUGCGGAUCAGGACCAAUUGAUUGGCAAUGCUGCACCCUUUUCUUCAUCCUAAAGUGCUCCUUGGAUGCUAACUGGCAGUUUUGGCUUCAGAAGGAUUACAAGACUGGGGGGAAUGCAUGAGGAACACUGAUAUGAAGAGAACUUCCUGAAGGUCAUGCCAGUGAAAUUUGGCUAGUGGGGAAUCGCCUUCCAGAAUAGACUGCUGCGGCCUCAACCUUCCGCUGAAGCAGUUGCACAAGGUGAUGGCCGCGCUCCGCACGGACCAGGCGCGCCGCCGGCGCAGGUAGCGCGGCUCCAUGGAGGGCAGCGGCGCGGCCCCGGAGGAGGAGGAGAGCGGGGCCGCGAACGGCGCUCCCCCCCCGCCGCCGCCGCCCACGCCGGCCGCCCCCUGCGGCUUCAGCUCCUCCCUCUGCUUCAGCGCCGCCGCCGCCGAGUCGCAGCCGCCCGCGGCCGGCGGCCGAGUAGUGCAGAACCAGUGGGAGAUCAACAACGCCGCCUGCCAGCCGGAGGAGGAGGAUGAGGAGGUGGUGGGGCCGCGGGACCGGCCGCCGGAGGAGCCCGACCUGGUGAUCGAGGUGUCGGGCCGCCGUAUUCGGGCGCACAAGUCGGUGCUGGCGGCCAAGAGUGACUAUUUUCGUGCCCGCGCCUCACGGGACGUCCUGCGGGUGAAGGGGGUGAGCUACGGGGCGCUGCGGCUGCUCAUCGACUACGUGUACACGGCCCGCAUGGGCGAGGUGCGGCACGACAACCUGGCCGAGGUGGUGAGCGGCGCCCGCGUCCUGCAGAUGCCCUGUGCCCUGCACUGUGCCGCCGAGGCCAUGCGCGCCCAGCUCUGCCUCGGCAACUGCUACCAGCUCCUCUGCCUGGCCAAGAAGCAGCGGCUGGCCGAGCUGCGGGAGGCUGCCUAUCGCUUCAUGAGCGACCAUUACCUGGAGGUGCUGCGGGAGCCCAGCGUUUACGGGCGCCUCAGUGGCGCUGAGCGGGACCUCAUCCUGCAGCAGCGCAUGGACGCCGGCCGGCCCUGCUUGCUGGUGGCCGAGGUCAGCGACGCCUUCGAGCGGCCGGGUGGUGGCAGCCGGCCACAGAGCCGCGAGAGCAGUCGGCCACAGAGUCCCUCCUCCGUGGUGUCGCUGGAGGAGAGCGGCUCCCUCAUUCACUAUUACCAGGAGGGCAGCGGUGAGUGGAGGGUGCUGACGCGCCUGCCCGAGGAGGCCAACGCCAAGGGCUGUGCCAUGUGUGUCCUCCACAACUACCUCUUCCUUGCAGGGGGCAUCGUGACGGGGCCGGUGGGCACUGAGCCCAGGGCCCGCCUUUCCGACAAGGUCUUCUGCUACAACCCCCUGACUGACACCUGGAGCCAGGUGCGGCCGCUGGCUCAGCCCCGCUCGCAGCUCAAGCUGCUGGCCCUGGAUGGUUACCUCUAUGCUGUGGGGGGCGAGUGCCUCUUCACUGUGGAAAGAUAUGACCCGCGGGCCGACCGCUGGAGCCCCGUGGCACCUCUGCCCAAGGGUGCCUUUGCUGUGGCCCACGAGGCCACCACUUGCAACGGGGAGAUCUAUGUGUCAGGAGGCUCCCUCUUCUACCGCCUGCUCAAAUACGACCCCAAGCGCGACGAGUGGCAGGAGUGCCCUUACAACAGCAGCCGGCGGCGCUCUGCUGACAUGGUGGCCUUCAAGAGCUUCAUCUACCGCUUUGAUGUGAGCAGCGGCCGCGGCGGGGAGCAGGGCCCAGGCACGGGCGGCGGCGUUGAGGUUUUCCGGUACAACACGGUGGCCAAGUGCUGGAGCCAGUGCGCCAGCCUGCGGCCCAGCGGCGGCCCCGUGCAGCCCUUCCGCUGCGCCCCCUUGGGCAACACCAUCUACUGCGUCAACCGGACCGGCACCCUCCGCUUCAGCCUAGCCCAGGACGGCGAGGUGGAAGCAGAUGGUGGGCUCAAGGGCACCUUUGAUGGGGAGCUUCUUAAAGCUCCCUUGGAUGCCAAGGGUGUCCUCCUACCCUUCGUGCUUACCCUGCCUGAGAGGCUGGACAAAACAGGGGACCAGGAGGGCUCCCUCCCACUGUAAGGUGGCCAGCCUGGCUCUGGCCUCCUGAGAGGGGAGCUGGGUUGCAGAUCCACAAACUCCCAUCUACGCAGGGGACCUUCUCUGUUGUGUCUGCAGAGAAAAGGGACUUCCCCUUUCCUCCUCUCUGCUCUCAAGAUGUUGAGUUGGUUUUAACUCAGCUGUAACUCUUCUCAUGUUUGCUGGGCUUUGUGUCAAAAGCCAAGCACACAAAAGUAAAAGCUGCUAUAAAGGAUAAUCUCUGGAUUAUGUUUGUGCCAAUCCCCAGUCUGAGAAAAACGUUUUUAAACCUGGAUUUCUAAAAUAUUCUUGACAACAGUGUCAUAAUGGGACGUUAGUGUUGGCUGUGUGUUUACACAUAGUUGCAAUCUGGGCUGGAGCCUUUUCUGUCGUUUGUGGUUUUUUUUCCCCUCUGGGAUGAUACUGAGGGAUAAACAUUGCUAGCGACAUAGUUUAACUGCAUUAAACCAACUACUUCCUGUGUUUAAAAAGUAUAGGAAGAACAUCUCCAUCACAGCCUUUCAUUUCUGGUGCAAUAGAUGGUUUAAGGAAGUUGUGGCACUGUAUUAGUCCCAGGAAUUUCAACCACAGAUGAGGUUGAUGAGAUACCAAACUAAUGUUUUAAGUAACACAAAUGUGAGCCACAUGUUUUACUUGGAAUGCUAAGAAAAAGGAAAAAAAAAAGUCAAGUUACCGUUCUAUAAUGUGGCAUUUUAUGGUAGAUAUGAAAUGUUGAUAUGUUCUUUAAUUGAAAAAGGCAAUGUUUUCUGUAUGAAAAGAUACUGUUUUAUUACUUUUCUUGAUCAGAGAUUUUGAAUUAGAAAUGAACUGAAGCUGUUCAAAUUGCAACCAAUUGACAUGACCUAGAGCUGGGGAAAAACUUUGUACUUCAUAUGCUUUUUAAUUAACUGCAGGUCAAGGAAGGUUAACCUAAACCAACCUGUGGCAAAAGGCCUUUCCCACUUAUUUUCAAGACCAUCAAAAGGGGACAUGGAAAAUAGGAAUGUGCUACACAUACUAUAUUGUGCACUAGCAUGAUGUUACUUCCCUGUCUUUUGAGAGACUGCUUUAUUUAUUUUGAACUAAUGAUUGCUGUAAUCAAUAAGUCCUUGUUAAUUGCAGUACGUGCUGAUGGCAUAUGCUGUCAUUGUGAUUCUAAACUGCCCAAGAGUGCUGUUUGUGGGGCAGCAUCCAAAUGAGGCAAAACCAUACAAAACUUCUUCCUGCCUGUGGAAAGUUGGAGCACACUUUUUGUCAUGUUACUCAGAGCUGGAAAACAUGAAAUGUCUACACAGGCAGACUGUAUUGAAAAGGGCACAUGCGUUUAUUUUAUACAUUUUAUAUUUUAAAAAAAUCAGUAGGCAAGGCAAAUGUUUUAGCUUUAUGGUAAAUCACUGAGAAACCUUUUCUGAAAAAAGAACCUGUGUUUUUGCUGGUACAAUGCUGAACAUUCAGCAUGGAACUCACAUGGACUGUGGAAGAGAAUUGUUUAUACUCGAAGCUCUAGUAUAGAUUCAUAUUCUAGAAAGACAUAGGGACCUUGCAUCAAAAAAAAGCAGAUAUUUUUAUGUUUUAUUAAGAUGUUUUUGUUAAACAGGACUUUAGCAUUCUUACACAUAAUUGCUAGUUCCAAAGGAAGGCAGCAGGCUCUGUCCUAUGAAACACCAUCAGUACAAAAGAGAAUAGUGAACUUCAUAGAUACUUCUUUCUUUCUCUUUAUUGUUUGGUGGUUGUUUUUUUGUUUUGUUUUUUGGUUUUUUUUUUUUUCUCUUCUCAUUGCUGUUGCACAGGGUUUUAAUGCAGCUGAUCUGGUUAGUCAUUCUAUAGAAAACAGUGGUCCAGUCCUAAAGGUUCUUAGCCAAGUGAGCCUGUUCCCUAGUGAGCUAAUUAAAGCAUCAGCCAGGCAGGAGCUGUAGGCCUGCAGAGUGUGACAUUUAUCUUAGCCUCAGUACAGGUUGGUGCAGUGGAAUUUAACAUCUUUCACAGAAUAUUUGAUUUAAUUCUCAGAUGAACAUCCUUGGAAAUAUUGACUCUAGAUUAAAUUACAGCGUUGUAGUUUGAGCAGGAAAGAAAAAUUACAUGUUUGCUUUCAGCAUAAUUUUUAUGUUAACUGUAGAAAUUAUUUCAAGCUGUGUAAUGCAAAGCUGAGAUGCAUACUUAAACUAGAGAUGUAAGUGCUAGGCCAGAUUUUGAAAUAGUAGCAUCACCAGGAACACAAGGAAACGUCUGCUUUAUCUUGCAAUACAAGGCAAUUUCAUAGUUCAAAGACUUGUGUAGUAUAGUUCUUAUACUACAGUGUAGUGAGGUAUCAAGCCAGGUUUUGCAUUCCUGUUAAUUAAGCAUUUUCAUUCUGCUAAUCCAUGAAAAUGCUUCUAAAUGAGUUUUGGGAAGUUUCCAUGGUUUAAGAUGUGACAAUAAUCCACAAACUUUUGGGAUAGAAAGAACCAUAUCCUUUCUUCCAGUAUUAAUUGCUGUACACUAUUAAGAAAUACAUUUCUACAGUAAUAAGUGUUCAAGAAACCUGAAGUGGUUUGUGUUUUUGCUAGCUCCUAUUUUUUAAAAAAAGUUGAAUCAAGUGCUUACCUGCUUUCACUGUGUACACAGUGUCAGUGGGGAGAGUCUGGGCUUCAUUAGUAGCUGUCUAUCAAAUCUGUUUCCUUUGUACACUGCGUAGUCACAGCCUGAUGAUUAACAACAGAGGCAUGUUUCUAGCCAGAUUUCCUUCCCUGUGGCCUCUGUUUCCUCCCUGGUAGGCCUGAGGCAGGUUUGCUGAGAAUUGUUUUCUCCCCCAAUUCUGUCUUCACAAAGAAACCUCCUCCCGCCUGCCCCCAAACUUGGGUACUAAAACCAUAACUUAGUCUUCAGGCAUUUAAAGACUGAAAUUGUCAUUCCAGAACCCUCUAGUUUUACUUAAACCUGGCACAACUGUCUCUUUGACAUGUGGAGCUGCUGAGCAGUUCCCCUCCACCCAUUUGGAACUGCUCAGAGCAGUUCCACACCUGCCUACCAAGUGGGAUACCCAGAAACCACUGAUGUAAUAGGGUUUAAUUUAGGUACAAACCGAAAGGCCAGGCCACCCUCAAGUUGUGUUUGCAUGUGUGUUUUGCUUUUAAAUCAGCCGUUUUCUCUAGAGAAGCCUGAACUGUACUGUGUUUGCAUAGGAACACGGAGACCUGUGUGUGCUUUCUUAGCCUCCAAGCAUUCAGUCCACAUCUCCCACCCUCUGGUUGGUUGUCGAUGGACUACAGGAACUCUUGGAGUUAGUCAAGGUAGUCAUCCUCACAGAGUGAUCUGAGACCAGUUAGACAGACAUAGUGUCUGCCCUGCUGUCUUUCUUCCCCCUGAAUCUUACAGUCCUCCCAUUUUAAUGGGACAUGCAGGAGAUGGUUGCCCUAAUUUUUCAGGGAGUAAUUUUUCGUCUCUACACUACUCCUGUUUUCAAGGUUGUCUUCUAGGGAAUUUAGGCUUGAAUUCUCAUAAGCUUAGUGAGGACUGAACUGGGCCUUGCAGUUCAUGUGUGUGUGUGUGUGUUCUCAAACCUUGAUGGCUGCUCAGGAGAGGUACAUGGAACCACAUCCUGUGGCUCUUCCUCAGGGGUGAGCUUCAUGCAAAUCCUCCAAAAGCUCACACACAGGCUCCUGUACAUUGAGUUCUGAGUAGAUUCCAGGCCUCACCUCCUGGAGGGGUACUUCAGCAUGGAUCUUGUAUGAGUUGAUACAAUCAGAUGUGUUUUCUUUGGAAAGCUUUUGCAGACAGGCUCUGUGUUUUGGGUUACCAGUCUGAGGUGAGUUCCUCUCUAUGCUGUACUGGGCAGCCAGACAGGUAAUUUGGAUUCUUCUCAGGGGUACCACCUUAGUAAAGAGGCAUUGCAGUCCCUAACAAUGAAAUGCCUAAAGCCUUCAUUGGACCUAAAACUAAAUUCCCAUUUCAAUAAAGAAAUGUGAUUAACAGAUGAAACUUUACUGUUUCUAUCUACUAACUGGUUCUGUAAAAUAGAGAUCUUAAUUGCAGCAAAAGCAUGUGUACAGAUUCUGUUUACACUUGAAACUAAGUCAAAAAAGUAAUUGGCAAAAGAAUAAUGCUCUUUGAUCAAAACUGGCACUGUUAAGCAACAUGGGGAGGAUGUUAGUCUUACCCUAGUAAUGGCUAAAAAUGUGCAGUUGCUGAUGUAAAUUCUAUCCACAGAAAGUUUCUUUGUAAAUCAAUACCUGGUAAAAUUUAAAGUGAUGAAAGAAUAAAUUACUCACAUGAAAGCCAUA